Symbiodinium sp. CCMP2456 is the source of this 1949-nucleotide messenger RNA. The record is from the annotation of a GenBank genome assembly. NCBI's taxonomy places the organism in Eukaryota, Dinophyceae, Suessiales, Symbiodiniaceae.
AUGGCACUUUGCGCCUCCUUCGAGUUCCGCGUCUUGCCAACAGCGUCGGCUAUGGCAUGGAGCUCGAUCAACGUCCGGGAGGAGUAUAUCACUGCUUUCGACGGCCUAGCUCGCAGUACCCUGCAGCGGAUCUUAGAGAUAGUGCAGAUGCGCAAGAUGUGCACGGCGGAGUUUGGCGUGAUGAGCAUUCCGGCUUUCGCCAGGCACUGGGAGCAGCACUUCAAGAAGUCUUCGUCCCAGCUUUCGGAGGAGGUGAAGGAGAAGUACAUCGAGAAGGCGCUGCGGCUCUAUGACAACGUCCUCUGCAAUCCUCUGGUGAUGCAGGGCCUCACUCGAAUGGAGGAAGAGUGGGGCAAAAACAGUCCCAUGAUGACCAUGGCGGCCGUGGACGCCUUGUGCAAGAAGACGAAGGAGCCCAGGACGGCGGCGUGGGUGUGCUUUGGCAUGCUGGACUCAGUGCAGUGCGGCUUUGCAACGCUGCCAGAUUUCAAAGGUGCGUCCUUGACGGGCGCGCGCGGCCACCUGGACCUGCUGACGGCAAAGCACGGCAUCCUGCAGCAUCUGCUGCAUCAUUGGUGCCCCAAGAAGAAUUUCAAGCCGUCGGACAUCGAAACCCUGAAGGCCGUCUGCGAGUCCCACGAGACCUGGCGAGGCAAGUGCGGAGGAGGCCCUGGCACGCAUCGCCCGGAUCUGUCCUGGCAGGGUCUACUUGGUGCACACGUUCAGAAAACUAUCACCUUCAUUUCUGGUACGGUCUUCGGCUCUGCCAUGGACGACAGGAUCCGGAGCAGUCUCAAGAUCAGCACCGCGCCAGCCGAGAUUGUGACCCACGAGCCCUUCUGCAACAUGCUGUCGCAGAUUAUUCCUGAACAGCCGGCAGCAGUGGUGCCUGCAGCGGAGGCUGCCGCAAAUGCUGGAAAGAACCCUGCGUCAGCUACGACCACAGUGACGCUGGACAGUCUGGCUUUGCCGGCGGACGUGCGGGUCACGAAAGAGGAGGACCUUUCGAGAUGGCUAGAAGAGGCCAAGGUGCAAGUGGACAGGUUCAUCAAGCUGAUUGACUGCCCGGACAAUUCGAAAGCAUUGGGCGACCUGCUGAAGGCCACGGCCGUGGGUGCUUUCAGAGUAGACGACGAAAAUCCGAGGAAGCAGAGGAUUGCAAUGCUCGUCGAUUCCAAGACCGGGGGAGAAGCCAGCUGCCAAGCUCAUUUGCGAAAACCGAACUUCCAAGAAGAGCGCAUCAAGAAAAUCGUCAGAGGCUUUUUGGCCAGCAGGGGAUGCGAGGAUCCGGACGACACGACGCUGUUCCUCAUGAUGGACGGCUUCAGGAACCUGGAAACGCAGAUGUGGAACUGCUGCGUGCGCCCGGACGGCAACCGGUGGUCGGAGCGCUGGGCUGACCGGGAUCGGCAGCACUUCGUGGUUGAGUAUGAGGAGCAGGCCAUGGUGAAGCGGAAGCUUCGCCAGCGGGGCAUCUUGCAACUGGCCGAAGGCCUUCAUGUGUUCUCAGCCAAAGGCGUGGACAUCACCCCGCGUGCGCAUCUCAGGUACAAGAACAGUACUAGCUCUCAGGUGAUCGGUCCAGUCAUCGCCCCAGAUUGGAGCUGCGUGUGGCGGGAGUCCAAGGUGGUGAAGGACAGGAUUUAUGGCGCCAGUGGCCGGAUCUUGGCAGGAGGGAGGCUGCCGGUGGAUGAUGUGCCCAGGCCCUCUUUCGAGGAUGCCUGCGAUCCUGUCUCCUGGCACGCAAUGCCAGUCUCCUUUAUCGAGGAAAUUGUGCACAAAUUCGAGCUUCGGGUUCUCUGUGACGCGACCUGCACCUCGGAUGAAGCAGCUCUGGCUUGCUUGCGCAUGGGUAUCUCUUAUGUUGGUCUCUGCUGGUCAGAAGAGCACGCUCGCUUGCUGCAAAGCCGACUAGUCAGCCAGCUAUGGAAGGAGUGGACGAAUGCCGA